Lutzomyia longipalpis is the source of this 1496-nucleotide messenger RNA. It is a transcript of the gene SC35, whose product is annotated as serine/arginine-rich splicing factor 2. The record is from RefSeq and is a predicted model, not a curated record. Lineage: Eukaryota; Metazoa; Arthropoda; Insecta; Diptera; Psychodidae. Bases 120 to 656 code for a protein of 178 amino acids. The transcript has 5 exons. Gene Ontology annotation, molecular function: RNA binding.
ACAUAUGCUGGUGUAGCUGACAAAGUGUCACUAUUUUUGAGUGAAAAAGUGCGUGGUGUGUAGAAAAAUCAUUAAAUAUCCUUUAGUGACCGCGAAUUUCAGCUUAAGCAUUAACGAGAAUGAGUGGAAGACCACCACCAAGGAUUGAUGGGAUGGUGUCGCUCAAGGUCGAUAACUUAACCUAUCGCACCACUCCUGAGGAUUUGCGGCGCGUUUUCGAGCGUUGCGGUGAGGUGGGUGAUAUCUACAUCCCGCGCGACCGCUUUACCCGCGAGAGCCGUGGCUUUGCUUUUGUGCGCUUCUACGAUAAACGCGAUGCUGAAGAUGCGCUCGAAGCAAUGGACGGGAGGAUUCUCGAUGGGAGGGAGCUCCGUGUUCAGAUGGCCCGCUACGGAAGGCCCACGAGCCCCCAUCGUCGUGAUCGUCGCAGUGACCGCAGGCGCAGGUCUAGAUCUCGCUCACGCGAUCGUCGUCGUUCGCGCUCCAGGAGCCGAUCUCGUGGUGGGCGGCGUUCCUAUUCGCGCUCACGUUCACGAUCGGACAGCAAAUCUUCACGUGGACGACACUCACGCUCACGUAGCCCUGUCAAUCCGCGCUCCAAGUCUGUCAGCCGCAGCCGUAGCCGUAGCUUCUCACGUAGUCACAGUCGGGAUUGAGGGAAGGACCGCGUGGGAAAGAAAACGAGGAGAUAACUCUCUGACUGGCGAUUCCUUUUUAAUGAACAUCGCCAAGAUUUUCAAAGAACUUUGCAACACUCUGUAUUUUCAACAAGAACCCUUCUCUCCCCUACACGCAGCAAACACCGGAAAAUGGAUAAAAAUGUCAGAGAUUAAAAGGCCAUCAGUUCCGGCGUCGCCGGUGUAAGCCACGAGAGCAUAGAGAGAGAGAGAGAAAUUGAAAAGAGAGAUAAAGAAAGAGAAAAUGCGGGACAGAGCGAGUUGCUGUGUUAGCGGGGUGCCGAGUGCUGCAAACAGCCUUGCGGGUGCUGAUUGCUGAGUUCGCGGUUCCUGUCUUUUAAGAUCUCGCUGACCACCUCAUGAAAAAAAUAAUAUUUUGUGCAAAACAAAAAGUAUCUCGCACAAUUUAAGGUUUCCAGAAAAUUUGUAUAUCACAGAAGAACACACAAAAAAUGGAGCGAAAAGUCUUCAUUUUAUCGCAAAUGAAGAUUUUUCGCUUCCUAAUUGAGAUAUUUAAUUCCUCAAAUUAAUAUCUCGCUAAUUUGAAGAGAUAAACUUAAAUUUAACUCGAAGCUCGCACAAGUAUUAGUGUUAUAAAAAAAAAUUCCGAGAGCUAUUAAUAUCGUUUAUUAGCUGUGAUUUUUUUUUUUCUAAAAUUAUCCCUCAAUCUAUAAAGUUCUAUUUCAGAAAAUAUUCAACACAAACUUGGUUAUAUGGAGGUAAGUGGUAAUAAUAAUAUCUUGCUUUGUUGUUUCUCUUUUUCAAUUCACAGGAUGUGUACGAAAAGGAUUAAAAUAAAAUUCUACGAUAUUUUAGAAA